This is a messenger RNA of Myotis myotis, 3613 nucleotides long. It is a transcript of the gene UBA7, whose product is annotated as ubiquitin like modifier activating enzyme 7. The coding region runs from base 137 to 3352 and encodes 1071 amino acids. Lineage: Eukaryota; Metazoa; Chordata; Mammalia; Chiroptera; Vespertilionidae. The transcript is spliced from 23 exons. The record is from RefSeq and is a predicted model, not a curated record. Gene Ontology annotation, biological process: protein sumoylation. Gene Ontology annotation, cellular component: cytoplasm; SUMO activating enzyme complex. Gene Ontology annotation, molecular function: SUMO activating enzyme activity.
ACAGAGGAGCGAGGAAAGCUGUGCCCAGCAGGUUCUGGCACUGCCUGAGCCUCAGCACCUGCUGCACAGGCCCCAGCCGGGCACCGGCCUCUCCUGGCACCUGUGGGCAGGGCACUGCCGUCGGGCCGGCCUCGGGAUGGAUGUCCCCGACGCCUCCAAGCUGCUGGAUGAGGAGCUGUACUCCCGGCAGCUGUAUGUGCUGGGCUUGCCGGCCAUGCGGAGGCUGCAGGAGGGUAAGGUCCUGCUGUCCGGCCUGCAGGGCCUGGGCGCCGAGGUGGCCAAGAACCUGGUCCUGAUGGGCGUGGGGAGCCUCACUCUGCACGACCCGCAGCCCACCUGCUGGGCGGACCUGGCUGCCCAGUUCUUCCUCUCGGAGCGGGACUUGGCAAGGGGCAGGGCUGAGGCAUCUCAAGAGCGAGUGGCCAAGCUCAACGGAGCCGUGCAGGUCUGCGUCCACACAGGCGACAUCACCGAGGACCUGCUGCGGCACUUCCAGGUGGUGGUGCUGACGGCCUCUGACCUAGAGGAGCAGCUGGCGGUGGGCCGCUGGUGCCGCAAGCACGGAGUCUGCUUUCUGGUGGCCGAUACCCGGGGCCUGGUGGGGCAGUUGUUCUGUGACUUUGGGGAGGACUUCACGGUUCAGGACCAAACAGAGGAGGAGCCCCUGACCGCUGCCAUCCAGCACAUCUCCCAGGGCUCCCCGGGCGUUCUCACUCUGAGAAACGCGGCCGAGGCCCACUACUUCCACCAGGUGGGCUCGGUGACUUUCUCAGGGAUUGAGGGCAUGAGCGAGCUCAACGGCUGUGCGCCCCGGCCCAUCCGCGUGCAGGAGGACGGGACCUUGGAGAUUGGGGACACAGCAACUUUCUCCUGUUACGUCCGUGGCGGAGCUGUCACUGAGGUCAAGAGACCCACGACUGUGAGCCAUGCGCCCCUGGACGCAGCCCUGCUGCAGCCCUGCGUGGUGGCCCAGAGUCCCCAGGAAGCUCGCCGCGCCCGCUGCCUGCACCAGGCCUUCCGUGCGCUGCACAGGUUCCGGCAGCUCAGAGCCCACCCGCCCCGGCCCUGGGAUCCGGCCGAUGCAGAGGAGGUGGUACGCCUGGCCCAGGCCCUGGAACCCCUGAGGGGGGCAGAGGGAGAGCGAGAGGGAGAGCCGUGGGAGGAGCCGCUGGAUGAAGCGCUGGUGCGGACCGUCGCCCUGAGCAGUGCCGGUGUCUUGAGCCCCAUGGCAGCCAUGCUGGGCGCAGUGGCCGCCCAGGAGGUGCUGAAGGUGGGUGCGGGCCCAGGCAGAGGGAGCUGGGAGGGACGCAGAGGUCGCUGUGAGUGCCAGCGGGUGCCCCACGCCAGACAGUGGCCCUGGAGGUUCACAGCCUGGUGUAGCCCCCACCCGGAUUCGAGGGCUUCGAUGGUGGCAAGCAUCCUGACGUGCGGCCUCCAGGCUCUCUCCAGGAAGUUCCUGCCCCUGGACCAGUGGCUGUAUUUUGAUGCCCUUGACUGCCUCCCGGAAAAUGGGGAGCUCCUUCCCAGCCCUGAGGCCUGCGCACCGAGAGGCUGCCGCUACGACGGGCAGAUCGCGGUGUUUGGGGCUGGUUUUCAGGAGCAGCUGAGCCACCAGCACUACCUCCUGGUGGGUGCUGGUGCUAUUGGCUGCGAGCUGCUCAAAGGCUUCGCCCUCAUGGGCCUGGGGGCUGGGACCGGUGGGGGCGUGACCGUGGCCGACAUGGACCACGUGGAGCCCUCCAACCUCAGCCGGCAAUUCCUCUUCAGGGCCCAGGACGUUGGGAGGCCCAAGGCAGAGGCAGCUGCGGAGGCCGCUCGCCGCCUGAACCCAGACCUGCAGGUGACCCCGCUCACCCACGCUCUGGAUCCCACGACAGAGCGCCACUACGGGGACAGCUUCUUCUCCCGCGUGGACGGUGUGGCGGCCGCCCUGGACAGUUUCCAGGCCCGGCGCUAUGUGGCUGCUCGCUGCGCCCACUACCUGAAGCCGCUGCUGGAGGCGGGCACGCAGGGCACCCGGGGCAGCGCCUCCGUGUUUGUGCCCCACGUGACUGAAGGCUACAGGGCUCCGGCCUCCGCUGCUGCCCCCGGGGACGCCCCCUACCCUGUCUGCACCGUGAGGCACUUCCCCAGCACUGUGGAGCACACCUUGCAGUGGGCCCGGGAGGAGUUCGAGUGGCUCUUCUGCUUGUCUGCCGAGACCAUCAACUGCCACCAGCAGGCCCCGCUGCAGACGGUGGGUGUCCUGAGACACCGUCCACGGAGCUGGCAGGACUGUGUGGUGUGGGCCCUCGGCCACUGGCAGCUGUGCUUCGGCUACGGCAUCGCACAGCUGCUCAGGCGCCACCCCCCUGACAAAGUGCUUAAGGAUGGAACACGUUUCUGGUCGGGUCCCAGGCGGUGUCCUCAGCCCUUGGAGUUCGAUGCCAGUCAAGACACGCACCUCCUCUACAUGCUGGCGGCGGCCAAUCUGUACGCUCAGAUGCAUGGGCUGCCGGGCUCACGGGACCCGUCUGCGCUCAGGGAAAUGCUGGAGCUGCUGCCGCGGCCUGACCCCCAGCACCUGGACCCUAUCCUUUCUGGUGACCUGGCUUCCCCUGAGCUGGACCCCCAGCAGGAGGCGCAGCUGCACGAAGCCCUGCAAGACUGGAGCGAGGGCUCCCCCCUGGAGCCGCUGAGGUUUGAGAAGGACGAUGACUGCAACUUCCACAUGGACUUUGUGACAGCGGCAGCAAGCCUGCGGGCUCAGAACUAUGGGAUCCCGGCGGCCACCCGCGCCCAGAGCAAGCGGAUCGUGGGCCAGAUCAUCCCAGCCAUCGCCACCACCACAGCGGCUGUGGCGGGCCUGCUGGGCCUGGAGCUCUUUAAGGUGGUGGGCGGCCCCCGGCCCCGCAGUGCCUUCCGCCACAGCUACCUGCGCCUGGCCGAGAACUACUACAGCCGCUACGUGCCCUGUGCCCCCGCCCUCCAGACGUUCCACCACCUGACCUGGACCUGCUGGGACCGCCUGAAGGUGUCCGCCGGGCAGCCCGAGAGGACCCUCCAGUCACUCCUGGCCCAUCUCCAGGAGCAACAUGGGCUGCGGGUGAACAUGCUGCUGCUGGGCAAGGCCCUGCUCUACUCGGCGGGAUGGUCGCCUGAAAAGCAGGCCCAGCGCCUGGGCCUCAGGGUGACAGAGCUGGCACAGCAGGUGACAGGCCGGCGGGUGCCUGAGCCUGGGCAGUGGGUGCUGGCUCUGGAGCUCGGCUGUGAGGGCGAGGAGGACAGCACCGCUUUCCCGCCCCUACACUACGAGCUGGGACCUGGCAGCGGCUGCUCCACCCCAUCGGGCCCUGCGCGGGGCCCACAGUAGGUGCUCAAUAAACGCUGCUGAAGGAAGUCGCAAACUCAGAGGCUGGGUGACGGAGCCUGGGCAUGGGUGUGUUGAGGGCGCACAGGGACCCCUGGAGGGGGAGGCUCUUUAGACUCGCCUGCCCGAGCUGUGCCUGGAGGGCUGGGGCCGCCUCCCAGAGACUCGCUGUGGAAUCAAGAACAGUCCAGAGCAGCCAUGGGCAAACUACGGCCCGCAGGCCAUAAAACUAAAAAAAAAAAAAAAAAAGACCGUACCCUUUUA